Molecule: messenger RNA, 363 nt
Organism: Haemonchus placei
Lineage: Eukaryota; Metazoa; Nematoda; Chromadorea; Rhabditida; Trichostrongylidae
Source: the annotation of a GenBank genome assembly
AUGCGAUGGUCAGCAAUAGACGAACCAGUUCAACCGAUGGCAGCAAUAGUGCUGCCAGACUUUGACCUUUUCAAAAUUAGUGCAAACCGUAAAGAAGAACCAUAUCCAGCCGGAAUGUGGGACGAAUUACAUGUCAUCAUUAUGUUUGAACGACGAUUUAUAUGGUAUUUCAUGCAAGCUUACCUUCCAACAUAUCUUACUAUUUUUAUAAGCUGGGUGUCAUUUGCAUUGGGACCCCGAGCUAUUCCGGCGCGUACCAUGCUUGGAGUGAACGCCCUGCUUGCGAUGAUAUUCCAAUUUGGAAACAUCAUGCGAAAUCUGCCACGGGUUUCUUAUAUAAAAGCUAUUGGUAAGCUUGUAUAA